Molecule: messenger RNA, 1505 nt
Organism: Eremomyces bilateralis CBS 781.70
Lineage: Eukaryota; Fungi; Ascomycota; Dothideomycetes; Eremomycetales; Eremomycetaceae
Exons: 4
Coding region: 229-1155 (308 amino acids)
Source: RefSeq, a predicted model, not a curated record
GUUCCAGCGGUGUCCUGUUUUCUAUCUCCGCCAAAUUCUCGAUUCACGGUUGAGUUCCUACUUCAUCCACCACAUUCCGGCUCGUGACUCCUCAAAUUCGGUUGCAAACCCCCAAAGAACCAAACAAACCCAUCGCGAGAAUCACAUUAGUCGCACUGCGCACAAGACUAUUCGACUCCAGUCGCAUCUAUCCCAUACACACCCCGCUCUCUCUCCCGCGCUUUCGCCAUGAAAGUCUUCCACACUCUCACGACGGCUCUGGUUGCCACGGCCGUCAGCAAUGCGCUCAUCAUCCCGAGCGAGUUGGAGCACCGGUCACCGGAGCAUGGCGCCAUAGUAGCGGUCGCAUCGUUCGACGAGCGGGAUGCCGAGACGAAUGCGCUGGAGAAGCGACGCGGUGGCGGCGGACGCGGCGGCGGCGGCGGAAGCAGCAGCUCCUCGGGUAGUAGUAGCAGCGGCUCCUCGGGCGGCAGAAGUGGAUCGGGUUCAUCAAGCGGUGGGUCCAGCAGUAGUGGAUCUAGCGGUUCCUCGUCCUCCCGUGGCGGAACUUCCAGCAGCUCAAACGCUGGCGGCCGGAGCGCCGCGGGCUCCGGUGUGCGACCCGCGUAUGGCGGAGGAUACUAUGGCGGUGGCGCCGCCGCCCCUUAUGCGUCUGGUGGGCGAACCGGCCGCGGCCUCUCCCCGGGGCUUCUCCUCCUCCCUGUCGCGGCGCUCGCUCUGCUGCCCGGCCUGUGGCUCUGGUCCGUCUAUCCGUACCACUACGACCGCCCCUGGCGAUUCCGCAACGAAUCGGCGCAGCCAGCGACAUCCAACCAGACGAAGCCGGUCAUCUGCUUGUGCCAGGAGUAUUCCGUCUGCGGGUGCGAAGAGAACGACGAUCCGAACUAUAUUGUCUCGGUCAUUGGCAACGGAUCGUACGCGGCGCUCAACAAGACGCUGGUCAAUGUGGCGGAUGUCAACGGCACGAGCACGAUUAUCAUCAAUGGUACCUUGCCGAACGGCACCACUGCAUCCGGUGGCAGCGGUUCUGGCAGCGGUUCUAGCAGCGGUUCUAGCAGCGGUUCUAGCAGCGCGGCCGUUCCGCAAUACAUGAACAAGCUUGGUCUCGUUUACCUGAUGGGCUUGGCCGGCGUCUACCUGGUCCUCUUUAUCUAAGUCAUCUACCACCAGAUCGCGCCUACCAUUCUGUCAGAUAGUACGAUGUUGAUAUUUGUGUAUUCUUGAUAGGAGAGGGUUUUUGUUUUCGCCCGUUUGUACAACACAGGCAUACCAGGAUGGCGUUUGGCGUUUUGAGGGAUCCACGAUCAAACCAGACGCCUUUUACCGCGAGGAAAGGCAUCUACGACCCCUCCGCUCGAAAGAGCCCGGCCACGUCAGGACGCCUGAUGGGGAUUGAUGACCGCUAAGAUUGACCCGAGAUACCCUCAUUUUAAGCUUGUAUCUAGUAUUCGUCAUAUGAUAUCAUGUAGUCACCAAUUACAGUCAUAAUUCAUUAAAGAAGCCAU